Messenger RNA from Triticum aestivum (bread wheat), 2810 nucleotides. RefSeq names its product probable beta-D-xylosidase 6. The coding region runs from base 143 to 2461 and encodes 772 amino acids. Gene Ontology annotation, molecular function: xylan 1,4-beta-xylosidase activity; alpha-L-arabinofuranosidase activity. The record is from RefSeq and is a predicted model, not a curated record. The transcript has 7 exons. Lineage: Eukaryota; Viridiplantae; Streptophyta; Magnoliopsida; Poales; Poaceae. Gene Ontology annotation, biological process: arabinan catabolic process; xylan catabolic process.
CGGCCCCGCUCAUCAGCCUCAGCCCUCAGCAGUUCACCCGGGAUCAAUACGCUCCGUGCCGUCGCUGUUACUGACGACUGAACCUAUAUGAUGGAGCGCGGCCACCAACUGUUCGACCAAAUUCCUCGCCCCAGAGCGCGCCAUGGCUCCCCCCUUCCCCCUCCUCAUACUCCUCCUCCUCGUCGCCGGCGCGGGAGCUGGCGCCGCGGCGCCGUCGAAUGCGCACGCGUGCUCGUCGGCCGAGGCCAACACCUACGCGUUCUGUGACGCCUCGCUGCCGUUCCCCGUCCGCGCGCGCGCGCUCGUCUCCCUCCUCACCCUCGACGAGAAGAUAGCGCAGCUCUCCAACACCGCGGCGGGCGUGCCGCGCCUCGGCGUCCCGCCCUACGAGUGGUGGUCCGAGUCGCUCCACGGCCUCGCCGACAACGGCCCGGGCGUCAACUUCUCCUCGGGCCCCGUCGCCGCGGCCACCAUCUUCCCCCAGGUCAUCCUCUCCGCCGCCGCCUUCAACCGCUCGCUCUGGCGGGCGGUAGCCGAGGCCGUCGCCGUGGAGGCGCGCGCCAUGCACAACGCCGGCCAGGCCGGGCUCACCUACUGGGCGCCCAACAUCAACGUCUUCCGCGACCCGCGCUGGGGCCGCGGCCAGGAGACGCCCGGCGAGGACCCGGCCAUGAUCGCCGCCUACUCCGUCGAGUAUGUCAAGGGCUUCCAGGGGGAGUACGGCGACGGCAGGGAGGGCAGGAUGAUGCUCUCCGCCUGCUGCAAGCACUACAUCGCCUAUGAUUUGGAGAAAUGGGGCAAGUUUGCGCGAUACACCUUCAAUGCCGAGGUAAAUGCGCAAGAUUUCGAGGACACGUACGAGCCUCCUUUCAAGAGCUGCAUCCAGGAGGGUCGUGCAAGUUGCUUGAUGUGUUCAUACAACCAGGUAAAUGGUGUGCCAGCAUGUGCGCGUAAAGAUCUGCUGCAGAAGAUUAGGGAUGAAUGGGGAUUUAAAGGGUACAUCGUAUCUGAUUGUGACGCUGUGGCAAUAAUCCACGAAAACCAGACAUACACGAGUUCAGGCGAAGAUUCAGUAGCGAUUGUUCUUAAGGCUGGAAUGGAUGUCAACUGUGGGUCUUUCCUGAUUCGGCAUACAAAGUCGGCUAUCGAGAAAGGAAAGAUACAAGAAGAAGAUAUCAACCAUGUUCUUUAUAACCUGUUUUCUGUUCAGCUUCGCCUUGGACUUUUUGAGAAAACCAGUGAGAAUCAAUGGUUCACUCGACUAGGCCCCAGCAAUGUUUGCACAAAAGAGCACAGGGAGCUCGCAGCAGAAGCUGUAAGGCAGGGAACCGUCUUGUUGAAGAACGAUAACAGUUUUUUGCCUCUAAAGAGAAGUGAAGUUAGUCAUAUUGCUAUAAUUGGAGCGGCAGCAAACGAUGCAUACAUAAUGGGUGGAGAUUACACAGGUGUUCCCUGUGAUCCUAUCACCUUCCUUAAAGGCAUGCAAGCCUUUGUUCCGCAAACGACCGUUGCUGGCGGUUGCAAAAAUGUAUCAUGUGACUCAACGGAUGGAUUUGGUGAAGCCAUUGAAGUAGCUAAAAGAGCUGAUAUUGUUGUUGUGAUUGCUGGGUUGAACCUGACUCAGGAGACCGAAGAUCUUGAUAGAGUGACCCUUCUCCUUCCAGGCAAGCAGCAGGAUCUCGUAAAUAUCAUUGCCGGUGUAACAAAGAAGCCUAUUGUGUUGGUCAUCACGGGCGGUGGUCCUGUCGAUGUUUCUUUCGCGAAGCAAGAUCCAAGAAUUGCAAGUGUCCUGUGGAUUGGAUAUCCAGGGGAAGUUGGCGGUCAAGUUCUCCCAGAAAUUCUUUUCGGAGAGUACAAUCCAGGAGGAAAGUUGACUAUGACUUGGUACCCCGAAUCCUUCACUGCGGUUCCAAUGACCGAUAUGAACAUGAGAGCCGACCCUUCGCGCGGCUACCCUGGAAGAACAUAUCGGUUCUACACCGGAGAUGUGGUAUACGGUUUCGGUCACGGUCUGAGUUACACAAAGUACUCAUACAACUUCUUGCAAGGUCCAAACAGAAUCAGCCUGUCACAGUCACCAGUUCCAGGCCUCAUCAGUAGGAAGCCUGCAUACACACGGAGGGACGGACUGGACUACGUCCAGGUUGAAGACAUCGCAUCAUGUGAAUCCCUAGUCUUCUCUGUCCACAUCUCGGUCACCAACGAAGGUGCCAUGGACGGGAGCCACGCCGUCCUGCUGUUCACGAGAUCGAAGUUGAGAGUUCCGGGCUUCCCUCUGAAGCAGCUGGUUGGUUUCGAGCGCGUUUACACUGCCGCCGGCAGAUCAACCAACGUGGAGAUCAAGGUGGAUCCCUGCAAGCACAUGAGCGCGGCCAACACUGAAGGCAGAAGGGUGCUGCUCCUGGGAUCCCAUCAUGUCAUGGUAGGAGACGAAGUGCACGAGUUUGUCAUCGAAGCAUAACAAUCUACAAGGUGUGUCACUUCUAUAGCUGCUGUAUUUGGCAUAGUCGGAUUUACACCUGUACAAUUGUACCAUAAUCAUGUUGUAAAGAUUCAUUGGAUGCAUGUACGGUUGAACCGAUUUUGCAGUAAAAAAAACAGAAGCAGUAAUUUUGACGCUGUUCCAGUUUGUCAUCGAAGCAUAACAAUCUACAAGGUGUGUCACUUCUAUAGCUGCUGUAUUUGGCAUAGUCGGAUUUACACCUGUACAAUUGUACCAUAAUCAUGUUGUAAAGAUUCAUUGGAUGCAUGUACGGUUGAACCGAUUUUGCAGUAAAAAAAACAGAAGCAGUAAUUUUGACGCUGUUCCA